Molecule: messenger RNA, 1125 nt
Organism: Ceraceosorus bombacis
Lineage: Eukaryota; Fungi; Basidiomycota; Exobasidiomycetes; Ceraceosorales; Ceraceosoraceae
Source: the annotation of a GenBank genome assembly
AUGUCACGUGGAGAGGCGCUGCAGGAUGGCGAUAGAUGGGGCUGGCUGCAAAGCGUCAGAGAGGAGGGUGUGCGCGUAGCGAGGGGCUUGCAGGGUGCGCAUGCUCCUCAGAAAAGCGUGGCAGAGGCAGAGGGAGUGAAGAGGGAGAUAAUGGAAAUGGAGGUGAUGAAAAGGAGGGAAUUGGCGGAAGUUAGAGAGACGGCGGGGUUGAGGCAAGAGCAACAUCCUCAUCCUCAUCCUCAUCCUCAUCCGCAAGCCGAACACCACGACGCUCCACCUUCAUCUUCACCGCACCAUGCGCUCCAUACUCCCGCAGCAAGCAAAACCUCGGCACACGGCAGUCUCACACCUCGCACGUCGUCCAACGAACGGCGGGCAAAUUGCGCAGUGAUAGCCUGUUCAGCGCUCAAGCGCAUCUACAGGGACAUUCUGCGCGGCGCAUCCAACAAAAGCGCAAACGUUCGAACCUAUCACCUCUACCUUCGCGUCUCCCCCUCGGAGCUUCACAGACGCCUCACUCAUCGCAGCGGACAUUUCAUGAAGGAUGUUUUGCUGGAUAGUCAGCUCGAUACGCUUCAAGAACCAACGCGUCAGGAUGAAGAGGAUUGUUUCGUGUUGGAUGCAGAUGAGCCCACGACGAUUGAGGCUUCGCAGUUGCUGCACAAAGUGCACCGCGGUUUGAGCGCAAACGUGGAGCUGAUGCUGGAUCAAGAGAUCCUUGCGCAGCUUGGACGCGCAUCAAGUACCUCUCCUCCCACCCCCACCGCCACCGCCACCGCUUCGGGCACAAUCAGCACCAACAGCAACCACUGCAAAUCCAGCACAACUCAGCCCAAAGCUCAAGGCAAAAUUUUACACGCUCAAAAUCUCUUUCUUCCCCUCUCCAUCUCUUCUUGCCCCACAAACAGCACAUCGACGAACAGAUUGACAGAUACGUCAGCUCUAGAAAGUCUUUCUCGUGCGCUCGAAGAGCUUCAGACUGACCUGAAUGCCCGCUUGACGGAGGUGAAAGAGAUGCUUGAAGGGGCAGGUGGAGAAAAGUCAACCCAUUUGGCUUUGUCUGGAAAAGAAGCAGAAGAAGAAGAGGAGGAGGAGGAGGAUGAAGAAGGGGACAUGAAAGAGUAA